UGAGCUCGGCGACGGGCGCCUCCUGAUCGCGUACACGGAAGUGCGGCGGGCCCCGCCUCCCGGGGAAGAGGCCAGGGCGCGACGCUUCCGGGAGCCCGGCGGCCGCGGGCACCUCUUAGGGAGUUUCAGGCGUCAACCCGGAGGCCCCACUCGCCGCGGGGUUUCAUCAUCUGUCCCUUUGGUGACCCUGGGAGUUCCAUCAUGGACCUCUUCUCCACACAUUCUGCCCUGUUGGUUGCACCCUCUCCCAAGGCCUGAAGAACUCACUGUAUGCUGACGACCAUCACAUCUCUGCAGCCCAGACUUCUCUCUGAGGCUUCCACUCCUCUGCCCCCCACCCUGCCCUUUCUCUCGUUUGGGGGUCUCUGUACAUGCUGUUCAGUCUGCUUGGAAAGUUCCCUCCCCAGCCAUCCCAGCUCAUCUGUCUGCAAGCCCUCCCUGCUGAUGCAGCAAGGAUCUUCCUCUAGCCCAGAUGCCCGUGCAGCCUCCAGGCAAAGACACAGAAGAGAUGGAAGCAGAGGGUGAUUCAGCCGCUGAGAUGAAUGGGGAGGAGGAAGAGAGCGAGGAGGAACGGAGCGGCAGCCAGACUGAGUCAGAGGAGGAGAGCUCAGAGAUGGACGAUGAGGACUACGAGCGGCGUCGCGGCGAGUGCGUCAACGAGAUGCUGGACCUGGAGAAGCAGUUCUCAGAGCUAAAGGAGAAGUUGUUCAGGGAACGGCUGAGUCAGCUGAGGGUGCGGCUGGAGGAAGUGGGGGCUGAGAGAGCGCCUGAAUACACAGAGCCUCUGGGGGGGCUGCAGCGGAGCCUCAAGAUCCGCAUUCAGGUGGCAGGGAUCUACAAGGGCUUCUGCCUGGACGUGAUCCGGAAUAAGUACGAGUGUGAGCUGCAGGGAGCCAAGCAGCACCUGGAGAGUGAGAAGCUGCUGCUCUACGACACCCUGCAGGGGGAGCUGCAGGAGCGGAUCCAGAGGCUGGAAGAGGACCGCCAGAGCCUGGACAUCAGCUCUGAGUGGUGGGAUGACAGACUCCAUGCUGGAAGCAGCGCAAAGACUUGGGAUUCUCUGCCGCCCAGCAAGAGGAAGAAGGCGCCUCUCGUUUCUGGUCCUUACAUCGUGUACAUGCUGCAGGAGAUUGACAUCCUGGAGGACUGGACGGCUAUCAAAAAGGCUAGGGCGGCUGUGUCCCCUCAGAAGAGAAAAGCAGAUGGACCUUGACCCUGCUGUUCAGGGCCAAGGGGCCCCUCAGAGCAGCUGGCAGCAACCCCAGGAUUUGCAUUUUCCUGCUGUGGGAAGGCGGACUGACAGACCCCUCAGGGUCUAGCCAGACAGCUCCCUGGUGCUGCUGCUGGGCCUUCCUCUCCAGCCACCACUGGUCUGGACUCCUCUGCCCUCCUCGGAGGCCUGCACAGCUGUGGCCCAGAGCCGCCCUAGCCAGGCAAGACUGUCUCCUCCGUCCCCAGUGAGCCCGCCACCUUCCCCUGCCAAAGGUCAGCCUCCUCUGUGCCCUCCCAGACAAAGAAGAUGUGGCUCAUCUUAAGCCAAAGCAACAUCCUCUCUGCUGACCUCGGACCAGUCACUGAGCCAGUGAUCUGGGCCCCACUUCGUGGGAUCUCUGACCCAGGAAUUAUAUUUUGGGGGCCUGUCUCUCCUGGCUGUCGCUAGAGAUGAGAAGGCUCCCCGAGUCUUCUCAAGGAGGUUCUUGGUAUCUGUCUCCCAGAUUUCAGGGACUGGAAUUAAAACCUUUCCUGGGACUCUGCCAUGA
Molecule: messenger RNA, 1760 nt
Organism: Felis catus (domestic cat)
Lineage: Eukaryota; Metazoa; Chordata; Mammalia; Carnivora; Felidae
Gene: BRMS1
Product: BRMS1 transcriptional repressor and anoikis regulator
Exons: 11
Coding region: 473-1213 (246 amino acids)
Biological process (GO): negative regulation of transcription by RNA polymerase II
Cellular component (GO): Sin3-type complex
Molecular function (GO): histone deacetylase binding
Source: RefSeq, a predicted model, not a curated record